Molecule: messenger RNA, 922 nt
Organism: Eufriesea mexicana
Lineage: Eukaryota; Metazoa; Arthropoda; Insecta; Hymenoptera; Apidae
Product: nucleoside diphosphate-linked moiety X motif 8
Exons: 2
Coding region: 118-855 (245 amino acids)
Molecular function (GO): coenzyme A diphosphatase activity
Source: RefSeq, a predicted model, not a curated record
UCUUGAUAAAUUGAGCAUCCGAGGUAACUACGUGUUAAAUACAACAUAUCUCCUUGUACAAUUUUUUGUCCUUUGUCAUACAACGUAGGAAGUAUUUCAGGAAUUCAACUUUAAUCAAUGAAACUGUAUUCCAUUUUUUUACGCUGCUUACAGCGUUCUUUUUCGACGGGAUCACGAAGUCUGAAUGCAAUCAAGCUUGAACAUCUGAAACCGGAAGUGGUGCUUAGUGAGAAAAAUCGGAAAUCCUUUAUUGAAAAAUUUAAGGCUGUUAUAAUACCACAGAUAGAUGGUGAUGUGCAACAUGCCGCUGUUUUAGUGCCACUAUGCAUGCACAAAGGCGAGCUAGGUUUUUUAUAUACCUUAAGAUCUACAAAAGUAACAUCGAAUCGUGGACAAGUAUCAUUUCCGGGUGGUAUGUAUGACAAAGAAGAUGGUGAUCUGGAACAAACUGCAUUACGCGAAACGUGGGAAGAACUUCAAAUUCCAAGAGAAAAAAUUGACGUUUGGGCCUCUGGUAAAAUGAUCGAUAAAAAAAACGUCAAGGUUUUGCCUGUUUUUGGUUACAUUGGAGAAAUUGAUCCAGAAAAACUUCUAAUUAAUAGAGAUGAAGUGGAAGAAGCUUUCUUCCUAAGUUUACGAAAUCUUUGCGAUCUUUCAUUAUGUCGGUUUACUCAGUUUCGUAAUAAUUAUACUUUACCGGUUUAUUUGGGCGGGAAACACCGUGUUUGGGGUUUCACUGCGGCAAUAACGCAUAUGGCUCUGAAUGCUCUUCUACCUGACACUUACAAGCACAAACUCGUAUAUUUGCGGCCAAUUUUACCAAGCAAAGAGAAUAAGAAUAUUUUUCAAUCAUAAAACAUUAUAAUAAUUAAUCUGUAUUUUAUCUUCUAUGUACAUGUUAUAAUUGAUAUAAAAAAUUAAA